Molecule: messenger RNA, 204 nt
Organism: Tetrahymena thermophila SB210
Lineage: Eukaryota; Ciliophora; Oligohymenophorea; Hymenostomatida; Tetrahymenidae
Product: transmembrane protein, putative
Exons: 1
Source: RefSeq, a predicted model, not a curated record
AUGCAAUUCAAAAACGCAAUAUUGAUUUUAUUAGUCUUUGUACUUCUUAUCUGCUCCAAUCCCUCUUCGUAAGUUUAUGCUAAAUCACUAAAAUCAUAGGCAUAAAGCACUGAACAAUCUAGUGGUUGUGGUAUGAUCGGAGCAAGCUGCAAAAGUUAGAGAUGUUGCAUGGGACAUUGCUUAUUUAAGAGAUGUGUGAUAUGA